CCGAGGUGGGCGGAGCCAGGAAGGCGACAGAACAGCAAUGUCAAGAAGUUUAUGGAGUUGGCACUGUCGUGUAUGCAUCGUCUUUUAGCAAGAGAACACAAACAGAUAAACAGUGGUGUUGACGGAGAAGCGUGAGUCGGACACGGAAACAGCCAUGGACGCUGUGUAUGGAUGGGGUAUGACCCCGCACAACCAAGUCCAAGCAGCGGGCCCCUUCAUAGAGAUCAUCGAGCAGCCGAAGCAGAGGGGCAUGAGGUUCAGGUAUAAGUGUGAGGGGCGGUCAGCUGGAAGCAUCCCCGGAGAGAAGAGCAACGAAACCACCAAGACCCACCCAGCCAUCAAGGUGCACAACUACAGUGGCCCCCUGCAUGUUCGCAUCUCAUUGGUGACGAAGAACCCACCCCACAAACCUCACCCGCAUGAACUGGUCGGAAAAGACUGCAAACAUGGCUACUACGAGGCAGACCUGCAGGAGAGAAGAAUACACAGUUUUCAGAACCUGGGCAUACAGUGUGUCAAGAAGAAGGAUGUGAAUGAAGCCAUCACGUGUCGGCUGCAGACCAACAACAACCCCUUCAACAUUCCCGAUGCAAAGGUGUGGGAGGAGGAAUUUGACUUGAACGCGGUCCGGCUUUGCGUCCAGGCCACCAUCACUCUGCCUACCGGGGAUCUGAUUCCCCUGAAGCCUGUGGUAUCGCAGCCCAUCUUUGACAACAGGGCGCCAAACACAGCUGAGCUGAAGAUCUGCCGAGUCAACCGCAACAAUGGAGGCUGCAAAGGAGGGGAUGAAAUAUUUCUACUGUGUGACAAAGUGCAAAAAGAGGACAUCGAGGUGCGCUUCUUCCAGGACUCCUGGGAGGGAAAAGGCACUUUCUCACAGGCUGACGUCCACAGGCAGGUGGCCAUUGUGUUCCGCACACCGCCGUACCGCGAUGCUAACCUCACCGAGCCCAUCAGAGUCAAGAUGCAGCUGCGUCGGCCCUCAGACCGCGAGGUCAGCGAGCCAAUGGACUUCCAGUACCUGCCCUCUGACCCAGAUGAAUACAGGCUGAAUGAGAAGAGGAAGCGUACAGGGGACAUGUUCCAGAGCCUGAAGCUGGGGCCCAUGCUCUCUAGUGUGUCCAUUCCACAAGAUAGACGGCACAUAAGCCCGGCAAGGAGAACAAUCACAACCAAGCCUCCAUCUAUGAACGCACAAGUUGCAGCUGUGGUGCCCUCUGGUGCCAGUGGAGCCAAACCCCAGUCUUCCUACUCAUAUCAACCGGGCCAGCUUUUCUCAGUCCAGCCCAAGAUGGAGCCAGUCUCUGCUGCAACUACAAACCAAACAUGGAAAAUCAUGGAGAGCCUGCACCUGGGCUCCCAACCCAAGGCCACUCCAGUGCCAAACUCUACCACCACGUCCACCGCCAACCAGGACUACUCAACCGUCAACCUGGCAGACCUGCACGAGUUCUUCCCCAACAUCUCCUCGGCCAUGGCCCAGGAGACGGCAGCUUCUCAGGCCGGUGCGUCCUCCUCACAGAGCAGCAGCUCCUUCACCCUGCAGGGCUCUCAGUACCGGGUGGACCCACCACUUGUGGACGAUGAUAUCCCAGAGUUCCCAAGCUUUUCCGAAGCCCAGCCCCCAGGUGUUCUGGAUAACCUAAACAUGGACGACUUUGAGGACCUCCUGAACCCGAACCUCAUGAACGAGGGUGGAAACGUCCCUGUGAUCUUGGCUUCAGCUUCAUGCCAACAAGCUCACAGCUCGUCUUACGCUGCUCACGCCGCAGCAUCCCAGAUCACAUCUGACCCCGCCGGCCUCCCAGGAAGCACCUGGAUGAAUUACCCCAACAGCAUUGUCCACCUGCUCCAGAACGAGGGCAUGAUUGACAUGUCGUCCAACAACGGCAACCACCGCUCCACCGUGCUCGAUGAGUUCGACGAGUUGAUGUCUGCAGACGAGGAUCGUCUUAUUUCCAUUUUUAACAAUGGAAGCCAAGCUGGGUUUGUGUCAGGACACCCGACUUAAAGUUUGUCCAAGUGAUUUUUAUACGGACAAACUAAGACCACAUGUAUCUGCCCUUCAGAACUAUAAGUCCUUAGUUGUUACAAAAGGAAAGAGGGUGGAUUAAUUAGGGCUUGUAAAAGAUGAUAUGUAGCAAAACUGCUCACCGUGUACAUGCUUUUUAAUAACACCAAAACAAGGAAUCUUUCUGGUAUUCAAUAAGUAGCAUUUAUUUUCCGGAUAUCAUUGUUCAGCAUCAAUCAUUAACUUUGUUCUAUAAAGACGCUGAAUGCAUUUUAUCAAACGUUUUCCUGUUGAUGUUAUUUUCUGUGGAACAUGUUUUUGUACAAUUGUAGUAACUCUGGUCAGUGUUAAUGUGAUUAUAACUCUGUAUGUUUGGUUAAAGCGGUAGGAGUUCGCAGUAGGUUUUGAAUCACACCUGGAGGUAAGUCUAUACAAAUAAUGUCCUUGUAGUUAAAUAUCCACAUUUAUGACUAUGACUUACAAAUACAUUGUCUUUUAAGGUCAGCAGCAACAAAUGAUGUUCUUAUACUCGUGCCUUUGAGUCUCAACACGUACAGUAAUGCGUUACAAACCAAAUGAAGGUCUAUAUAUAUAUAUAUAUAUAUAUAUAUAUAUAUAUAAUUAUCAAGCUACAUUAAUAAGUACAUGCUUAUAGCAGGAGCUCACACUCAGAGCUGUAUCAGAUUAUGUUUUGCUGUCUGCCUCUGGUCCGUUUUUCUACACUUAUGGCUGCAGUUUACCUUAAAGACUUGUAUGUCAACUUGCUUUACUCUGUAGUAAAAAAAAAUGCUUUCAGAUUCCAUUGAUGAUAUGAUGUAAACAUAGUAUAUGUGCCUUUUUGCUGUUAUGAAAAUUCAAAACACUUUUCUUGACAAUAAAACCUACAACGUAUA
Messenger RNA from Gymnodraco acuticeps, 2904 nucleotides. RefSeq names its product v-rel avian reticuloendotheliosis viral oncogene homolog A (gene rela). The record is from RefSeq and is a predicted model, not a curated record. Gene Ontology annotation, molecular function: DNA-binding transcription factor activity, RNA polymerase II-specific; RNA polymerase II cis-regulatory region sequence-specific DNA binding. Gene Ontology annotation, biological process: innate immune response; canonical NF-kappaB signal transduction; non-canonical NF-kappaB signal transduction. Gene Ontology annotation, cellular component: cytoplasm. NCBI's taxonomy places the organism in Eukaryota, Metazoa, Chordata, Actinopteri, Perciformes, Bathydraconidae. The transcript has 11 exons. Bases 155 to 2011 code for a protein of 618 amino acids.